This is a messenger RNA of Medioppia subpectinata, 652 nucleotides long. The record is from the annotation of a GenBank genome assembly. NCBI's taxonomy places the organism in Eukaryota, Metazoa, Arthropoda, Arachnida, Sarcoptiformes, Oppiidae.
AAAUUAAUAAUUAGUUUUGGAAAAACUAUCACAUUAAACAACCAACAUGUUUAAAAUUGUAGCAGCUAUAUUUCUAACUCUGGCAAUUGGUGCCAACUGUGCCACUCUGCCCGACACCGAUCAAACUAAACCCGAUGAAAGAUGUUUUGGCGGUUUUGGCGGCGGAUUUCCCGGCGGUUUCGGAGGUUUGGGUGGUUUUGGGGGCGGAUUCCCGGGAUUUUUCGGCAAACGUGAUGUGGAGACUGAGACCCAAGAGGUGGUGGCGGAGCCCGAAGAGCGGUGCGAUAAACAAGUGGCCGAACCCGAGGUUGAGAUCACCAAAGAGGUCAAACCAGAGGAGAAGUGUUUUGGAGGUUUUGGCGGAUUUCCCGGCGGUUUCGGCGGAGGUCUGGGAGGUUUGGGCGGUUUUGGGGGCGGAUUCCCAGGAUUUUUUGGCAAACGGGACGUCGAGACUGAGGUUAAAGAGGUAGUGGCGGAACCCGAGGUAGAGAUCGCCGCAGAAGUGCAGGAUUUGGGCGAACCCGUGGCCGUUGAGGCCGAGACCGAGGCUGAGGUCAAACCCGAUGCCAAGUGUUUCGGCGGAUUUGGUGGCGGUUUCGGUGGAUUUCCCGGCGGUUUCGGCGGCGGAUUCCCCAUUGGUUUUGGCAAAUAA